This is a messenger RNA of Lolium rigidum, 1971 nucleotides long. Its product is annotated as L-ascorbate oxidase-like. Gene Ontology annotation, cellular component: extracellular region. Bases 73 to 1797 code for a protein of 574 amino acids. Gene Ontology annotation, molecular function: copper ion binding; oxidoreductase activity. The record is from RefSeq and is a predicted model, not a curated record. NCBI's taxonomy places the organism in Eukaryota, Viridiplantae, Streptophyta, Magnoliopsida, Poales, Poaceae. The transcript is spliced from 2 exons.
UUGAUCCACAGCGAGGAGCUCCAGUGCAGUUAAGCAAGUCGCACUGCUGUCCAGCGUACCUUCAUAGGCACGAUGCUACCAUCGAUUCCAAGGCCUCUGGUUGUUGCCGCUGCCGUCCUCUGCUUCUACCUCUGCAGCUCGCUGCUAGUGGCGGUGGCGGAGGCGAAGGAGCGACAUUACGAUUGGGAAAUCUCGUACCAGCACAAGUCCCCCGACUGCUUCGAGAAGCUCGCCGUGACCGUCAAUGGCGAGGCUCCCGGACCAACCAUCUAUGCCACGCAAGGCGAUACCGUCGUCGUCACUGUUCAUAACAAGCUCGAGACAGAGAAGACCGCCAUCCAUUGGCACGGCAUCCGCCAGAUAGACACGCCCUGGGCUGACGGCGUCGCCGGCGUGACCCAGUGCCCCAUCCUGCCCGGGGAAACGUUCACCUACAAAUUCGUCGUCGACAGGGCUGGAACGUACAUGUACCAUGCGCACUAUGGUAUGCAGCGCGUGGCGGGGCUCAAUGGCAUGAUCGUCGUGGCCGUGCCGGAAGGCGUCAGGGAGCCCUUCAGGUACGACGAGGAGCAUACCAUCCUCCUCGAAGACUGGUGGCACAAGAGCGUCUACGAUCAGGCCACAGGCCUCUUCGCCAAACCAUUCGUCUUCGUCGGAGAGCCUCAAUCUCUCCUGAUCAACGGCCGAGGAAUGUUCAACUGCUCGAACCUGGCUCCUGCCACCGGAACAUGCAACAACUCCCACCCAGACUGCGCACUGCCUACUCAAUUCACCUUCGUGCCGGGGAAGACCUAUCUCCUCCGCAUCGGCAGCCUCACAUCUCUCUCCUCGCUCAGCUUCGAGAUCGAGGGCCACCGGAUGACGGUCGUGGAGGCCGACGGGCACUACGUCCGGCCCUUCGUGGUAAGGAAUCUCUUCAUCUACUCCGGCGAGACUUAUUCCGUGCUUGUCAAGGCCGACCAGGACCCAAGGAGAAACUACUGGGCCACAUCCCACAUCGUCGGCCGCAACCCCACGACUCCAAGCGGCAAGGCCAUCGUGAGCUACGCCGGAAACGACCCGAGGAAGCAACCACCCACUACCCCAACGGCCGGCCCGCCAUGGAACAACACAGCCAUCAGGGUGGAGCAGAGCAAGGCCAUUGUCGCUCACCCGGGUUACGUCGUGCCGGUGCCACAGAGAGCUGACCGCACACUGCUCCUGCUCAACACGCAAAACAACAUCAACGGCCACAUCAAGUGGACCAUCAACGGCGUGUCCCACCACUUCCCUGUCACGCCCUACCUCGUGUCGAUGAAGCGUGGCCUUACCACCGCAUACGACCAGCGCCCGCCGCUGGACACGUACGACCACAUAGGCCACGACAUCUCCGCGCCAGCGCCAACAAACGGGACAAUUGGCAGCCCGGUCUACAGGCUGGCAUUUGACUCCGUGGUGGACGUGGUGUUGCAGAACUCCAACGCGCUCAACAACAUGAGCGAGACACACCCGUGGCACCUCCAUGGGCACGACUUCUGGGUGCUCGGCCACGGCGAUGGCAAGUUCAAUCCAGCAGCGGACACGUGGAGGCUUCUGAAUGUGAAGGAUCCGAUUAUGAAGAACACGGUGCCACUACACCCAAACGGGUGGACGGCACUAAGGUUCCACGCGAACAACCCGGGGGUGUGGUUGUUCCACUGCCACGUCGAGGCGCAUGUGUUCAUGGGCAUGGGCGUGGUCUUUGAGGAGGGCGUGGAGAGGGUUGGCCGCCUGCCAUCAUCCAUCAUGGGGUGUGGGCAUUCCAAGGGACUGCAUUGAUCAGAUAACCUGCAAUGAAUCUUUUUUUCUCGAACAAGUGAUAUAUAUUGAUCCUAGUUGUGAAGAUAAUCUAGGUGAGGGAUAUGUACAGUUACGGCAUUUGUUUAUUUAUGAUUCUUUAUGUAGUGGGACAAAUAAUGUACUAUACUGGUUCCUUAAGAGUUAUAAGUGAUG